AUCCCGGGUUAUAAGCCGGCUUUUCCUACCAAUUAUUAAUCACCAUAGAUACUUUCUAUCCACCACACUACGUUCACGAUCAAUCUACUUCUGAACACCAUCAAGAUGCCUCCCAAAGUCGCCAUUCUCGAUGACUACCAGAACAUCUCUCCCCGGCACUUUGCCCACCUGACCUCCCGCGUCGACAUCAGCUACUUCCCCGACACUCUAAACCCGCGCGACCCCGCCCAGCACAAGCAACUCAUCCAGCGCCUGUACCCAUUUGAGAUCAUCGUCACUCAGCGCGAACGCACACCCUUCUCCAAGGAGACCUUGUCCGCGCUCCCCAACCUCAAGCUCCUCCUCACCACCGGCACGCGCAACCUCGCCUUGGACUCCGCCUACUGCGCGGAGCGGGGCAUCCCCGUCGCAGGCACAAAGUACCGCCUCACCGGCGUCCACUCCACAGUGCAACACACGUGGGCACUGAUCCUCGGAGCAGCGCGACACAUUGCGCGCGACGAUGCAGCCAUCAAACGCGGCGAAUGGCAGGGAUCACUCGGUCUGUCGCUGGCAGGCAGAACGCUUGGGUUGCUCGGUGUCGGGAAGCUCGGGGCGCAGGUGGGGCGGGUAGCAGUCCAGGCAUUCGGAAUGAAGGUGAUUGCGUGGUCGACGAACCUAACGCAGGAGAAAGCGGACGAGCAAGCAGAGGCGAUGGGAUUACCGGCGGGUAGCUUUGAGGCUAUUCCUAAGAAGCUGGAUUUCUUCCAGCAGGCGGAUGUGGUGAGUUUACAUAAUGUUCUGUCGGAGCGGAGCUGGGGAAUCGUGGGGCGGGAGGAGCUCGGAGCGAUGAAGAAGUCGGCCCUUCUUGUGAACACGUCACGCGGCCCGUUGGUGGACGAGACGGCGUUGUUGGAGACGCUGAAUCGGGGUGGGAUUGCCGCGGCGGCGUUGGAUGUGUUUGAGACCGAGCCGUUGCCGGCGGAUAGUCCGUGGAGAACGACGGCGUGGGGGAAGGAUGGGCGGAGUGAGGUGCUCUUGACACCGCAUAUGGGAUAUGUGGAUGAGCAGAUCCAUGGGUGGUAUGAAGAAGUGGCCCAGAAUCUGGAGCGGUGGUUGAAUGGACAGGAGUUUACGGUGCGGUUGAAUUGAGUUUGUGCUGAUUUCUGGUCGUCCUUUGUUUGGAUGUUCAAUAGAAGCGGGGAUGUGUGGAAUGGCGUGGAAUGAUGUCGAUGUUUCAAUCUAACCAACUUACCUAGUUUAUUGAGCCCAAAAAUUAGACUAAGAAACUCAUGCACGC
Molecule: messenger RNA, 1279 nt
Organism: Aspergillus piperis CBS 112811
Lineage: Eukaryota; Fungi; Ascomycota; Eurotiomycetes; Eurotiales; Aspergillaceae
Product: D-2-hydroxyacid dehydrogenase family protein
Exons: 1
Coding region: 106-1131 (341 amino acids)
Molecular function (GO): NAD binding; oxidoreductase activity, acting on the CH-OH group of donors, NAD or NADP as acceptor
Source: RefSeq, a predicted model, not a curated record